AUGGACUACGUUACCCGAGGGGUCUGCGGUCAAGAAGGAUGCCGUGAAAGGCGCUAUUAUAUCGACAAUGGCCUUUGGUAUUGUCGACGCGGCCAUUUGCAAGAGGGUGUGCAAGUCGCAGAGGACGGCGAUGAUUUCGGAAAUUUGGGUAAAGUUCAUCGUGUGAGGAAAGAAAUUCAAGAGAGAUCUACCAAAACCUUUCACGGACGUCCGGCAUGGACACUUUUUUUGCAAAUCUAUCAGCUCAUUCUCUGGAAGCAAUCGCAUUCUUUGGUUCAUGACCAUGGCUUCCCAGAAGAAUUAGCGAUCGUUGUUCGUGAUCUCUGGGCGCUGCGACUUCCGGACUUCAAACUCAAGAUCACCGAGUCCAAUGAAGACGACGGUGGCGACUCCGAGCGCGAGGUGUUUAGCUCCCAGGCCGCCCAAAGUGAUGAUUCUGAGGUCGGAUUCAAGCCGCACUCAAGAUAUGUCGAAUGGCCUCGUCUGAUUGAUGCCGCGGGACUUUGUUAUCUCGCGGCGUUAAUAAUGCGGGUUCCUAUAUGCGUGAAUGACUUUUACGAGUAUGUAUAUCGUGAUCUUUCCACGAGUCUGGGUACUAGUCUGGGGCUUGUUGACGUUUCCUCGCUUACACGUUCUCCAAGGAUGAUCAUACGGCAGAAGCUACCCUACACCCGGGUACUAGCAACCGUACCUUCUGAAAUGAGGGAAAGACUUCCACCCGAACUCACCGGGAUUCUUGAGGUCAGCAGACUGCCUAAGAUUGAGCAUCUUCAUGACGCUGUGCAGGCUUUGACUUUGUUCUAUCAACGUCGUUUUGAUGUGGCGCUUCCUCCCCUCAACUGGCCGAUACUACUGUUUCGGCAUAUCAAGAGAUUGGCUUUGCCCAUCGAGGUUUAUGAUGCAGUGAAGGCCCUGCAGAGCUUGCUGGAUAUCACCUUCGAAUACCCCAAGCCAAAAGCAACGGUUGAGCGGAAGAAAUCACACCAUUACCCAGAUGUGGAAUUGAUUGUGCUCAUUGUGAUUGCUACAAAGCUCUUGUUCCCAUUUGAUGAUUUGAAAAGAUAUCCGACCACCAGCAAGGAGCCCGCUGCACAAACAAUGGACUGGUCUCAGUGGGCACUCGCCCAAGCAUCUUUUGACUCAGAUUCCCACUUCAAAGAGAACAUCGGGAGGGAUGCCGCGAUUCGCGUCACAGACAGUGAUGUACUGGCCAUGUCCGCCGAUCAACUGGAUCAUUACAUGGACUGGUAUGCAGAAAGCUGGUUGGACACUUCCAGGACCCCUGGCCGCCUCGCUGAAUUAUUUCCCAUCCAACGGGGUGACAAUCAACCAAGCUCUGCUACCGACCCUGGGCCCUCUACUGCCACGACUUUUGCCCCCGACACAAUGCAAAAGAAACUUGAGACGUUGCUACACGAAGUCAUGCAGGAUAUCAAGCCAAGACGGGUCAUCCCUGAGGAAAGCGAUGAUCACAAGCGCCCCGGCGAAGUCUACCGCCGGUAUCGAUGGGAAUCUCAGCUCAAUGGCGCCGCACGGACAUUUUACGAAAUUGCUGCCACCCUCGCUGCAGUUCCAUUGAAAACGUUAGUCCGUGCUGUGACACUCACCGAAUACAAGAUUGCAAGGAAUGAUGAGAAGCGACAACAUCGGGAAUUUUUUGCGAAUCAAGGAGUGGAAGUUGAUGACAGUGAUGCCGACAAAGAUUUUGAGAUGGACGAUAGCGGCGAGGAAGAAUUUGAAUAUUGA
This is a messenger RNA of Penicillium brevicompactum, 1746 nucleotides long. Its product is annotated as TFIIB-type zinc finger domain-containing protein. The record is from RefSeq and is a predicted model, not a curated record. The transcript has 6 exons. Gene Ontology annotation, molecular function: RNA polymerase I core promoter sequence-specific DNA binding. Lineage: Eukaryota; Fungi; Ascomycota; Eurotiomycetes; Eurotiales; Aspergillaceae. Gene Ontology annotation, biological process: RNA polymerase I preinitiation complex assembly; nucleolar large rRNA transcription by RNA polymerase I. The coding region runs from base 1 to 1746 and encodes 581 amino acids. Gene Ontology annotation, cellular component: RNA polymerase I core factor complex; RNA polymerase transcription factor SL1 complex.